AUGCCAUUCAAUAUCUUUCUGCUCACCUUCCUGGCCAUCUUCAGGGUAGACUCUUCCGACGCAACUGAUACAACAGAGACAAGUGCCUUUGCUGGCCACGAGCUAACCCAAGAAUUGGUUGUCGUCUCCAAGCUACUUGCCACCAUCUCAGUGAGCAACUGCACCGUUGUCGAUGCCAAAAUCCCCCUGGAAAAGACCACCUCAUCGCUUCCUCCUCCCUCUCCCAGUCUCCAUCUGAAGUUCGUUGCCCUAGGUAGAGGAACUCAAAACUAUACCUGCAGCUCGUCCGACGUGACCAUGACACCGGUAGCUGUGGGUGCCGUUGCUACUCUCUUCGAUGCAUCCUGCAUUCUUAAAAGCAAUCCGGAGCUGCUUCACCAACUACCAGCGUCAUUUCAGACGGUCCCUCUUAACGCGAUGAAUUUCCUCGCUGCAGUGACGGGUCGAAUCCUCUUCUCAACAACAGACACUAUAGUCCUGGGCGAGCAUUACUUCAAUGCCAGAGGGAGCCCGGUUUUCGACUUGCGAUUGGGAGGCUAUCCUCACUGGAUUGGGACCAAGAAAGUUUCUAGUGCUGUGGCACCGACGAAAGGGAACGAUGCUCCCUGGCUGAAGCUUGAAGCGACAGAUAGUAGUACUACCAAUGGCAUCCAGGUGGGUUUCCAUAUCAUGUCUUUCUCAUAG
Aspergillus tanneri is the source of this 684-nucleotide messenger RNA. RefSeq lists its product as uncharacterized. The transcript has a single exon. Bases 1 to 684 code for a protein of 227 amino acids. The record is from RefSeq and is a predicted model, not a curated record. Lineage: Eukaryota; Fungi; Ascomycota; Eurotiomycetes; Eurotiales; Aspergillaceae.